Artibeus jamaicensis (Jamaican fruit-eating bat) is the source of this 4060-nucleotide messenger RNA. RefSeq names its product ras homolog family member H (gene RHOH). Gene Ontology annotation, biological process: small GTPase-mediated signal transduction. The transcript has 5 exons. Gene Ontology annotation, molecular function: GTP binding; GTPase activity. Bases 845 to 1420 code for a protein of 191 amino acids. The record is from RefSeq and is a predicted model, not a curated record. NCBI's taxonomy places the organism in Eukaryota, Metazoa, Chordata, Mammalia, Chiroptera, Phyllostomidae.
AAGUGGGCACGGCCUUCUCCUGCUUCUUCUUUAAAUGAGGCAGAACUUCUACUUCAGAGUGAAUGGAGCGUGCUUUGCAGAAGUCCCUUGGGUGUUCAUGCACUUGGCCCAGAGAUACUGCUCUCACAUCAUGUUUCAAACUCCUCUUGUGGAUUUGCUCUCAGAGCCUGAGGCACGUUCUUUUAAAUCUCUUCAGUGAUAGCAAAUCUUAACCUUUUUCUGGUGGAUUUGAUUUUGGGAGGCAGCCCCUGGGAGCUACGUCCAGUGAAUAAGCGUGAACCACUUACAUUGUUGAGGAGGAAGGAAAGGUGGAUCUUAGAAGGAAGCCAUCACGGUGAAAGGGCUCGGCUGCUUUUGUUGUUACCUACCUGUGCCGAGCAGCUCUGACAUCCGGAGGCAGUCAUUUUGGUGUGGAGGAUGUCUUUGGCAUUCUACAACAGGUGACUUGGAGGCAGCUGCUCCACAGAUGAGCAAUCAGGAGCCACUAAUCCAGAGCUCUCCUCCCGGGGCCCCAAGCACAGAGAGGUUCCCAAAGUGGCUGGGAUGCGCUAGAAACUGAAGCCAGAGCGCACCGUCAGCUGCCUUCCCUGCUUCUUGGGGCGGAAGCCAGAGAGAGCUGUUUGGAAACGUCUCAUUCACACACCAGUUGAAGACCAGGCUUUGAAGCAUUUCAAAGUAGAUUGAGGUCUCUCUUGGAUGGACGGAGAGAGGUAACAUCCUGCAAACUGCUGCCAGAGGUCCUGUGGACACAAACCCCCUCUGGUUUUCAUUCCCUGUGUUGAAUGGUGUUUGCUUUAGCCAUUCAGGGAUUCUGAACUUGUGACCAGGAAUUCAGGCCGGGAAGAUGCUGAGUUCCAUCAAGUGUGUGUUGGUGGGAGACACUGCCGUGGGCAAAACCUCCCUGUUGGUGCGCUUCACCUCCGAGACCUUCCCGGAGGCCUACAAGCCAACCGUGUAUGAGAACACGGGCGUGGAUGUCUUCAUGGACGGCAUCCAGAUCAGCCUGGGUCUGUGGGACACAGCUGGCAAUGACGCCUUCAAAAGCAUCCGUCCCCUGUCCUACCAGCAGGCCGACGUGGUGCUGAUGUGCUACUCCGUGGCCAACCACAACUCUUUCCUGAACCUGAAGAACAAGUGGAUUGGUGAGGUCAGGAGCUACCUGCCCUGCACCCCCGUGCUGGUGGUGGCCACCCAGACGGACCAGCGGGAGGUGGGGCCCCACAGGGCCUCCUGCAUCAGUGCCAUGGACGGGAAGAGAAUGGCCCAGGAGGUGAGAGCAAAGGGCUACUUGGAGUGCUCCGCCAUUAGCAAUCGGGGGGUGCAGCAGGUAUUUGAGUGCGCUGUCCGCACUGCCGUCAACCAAGCCAGGAGACGCAACAGAAGGAAGCUCUUCUCCAUUAAUGAGUGCAAGAUCCUCUAACCUCCCAGGGACUUCAACCAACACUCAUUCACUCCCCUCAAAGACUAACAGGGGCGGGGAGCGCAGGCAAGCCAGCAAGGGUUGGUGCUCUUCGGGGCACAUCCCGAGCUGCGUAUCCUUUCGGAUACGGUUGUCUUGUCGCUGGGACUCGGCCCCCGGAUGUUUUACUGAGUGCACUCUGCAAAUGAACUCCUCAUCCAGUCCAGCCAGAGGACCCCUUGGGCAGCUGGAAUGAAUAUUCUAUCUUCGAUUUAAAAAACUAAAAUGGUCUCUAUAAUUUUGGACAAUGAAGUGAGUUUUCCAAAGAAUUCCAUAUUUAAAGACACAAUGUAUUUAAAUGAUAACGAAAUGUAAAGCUCUUAUAUAUAAUUAAUUUUCACGCUCGGGAAGUCUUCUCCCACGUACUCACAAACACACACCGCUGUGUGUGUGAAGUGGUCUUAUGGGAUAUUCUGCCAUAUGUGUUCGUAGUGUUAUUUUCACCUGAACUGCUAAUUUUCUCGAAGCCACUUGCCUGCUCCAUUUUACUAGGUAACCAGAUUUUAAAAAGACCAUCAACUGAUGCUUGCUAUUAGUUUUUCACCCAGCUGUCACUCAGUUUGCAUACAAAAUAUGUUUGAUAACAUGAUACCUUAAUACUGUCUAAUGAUUUAAGGCAGUUAUCAGUCUGUUUUUUCUGUAAUUAUUAAAAAACAUUUCUUAUUUACAAUACUACCUUUCACCCAAAGAACUCCAAUUAUGCACUAAGUAUUCCUCUUUCAUUUACCAAAACAGAUCAAAGGAAAACCCUUCGGGCAGAGAAUCAGACUGCGUCAAGUAAUAGCAGCAGAGCUCGGAACAGGAUUUAGAACUCUCCCUCUCCUUUGCAGGGCCUGGGAUUUCUGGAUCCCAGCCUUGUGAAUGAGGGCCAGCUCAGCGUUCUGCAUGACAACAGUCAGGAGGCUUUGUUAUCUGAGCUCUUAACUAAGCUGGCAGAGCAACAUAAGUUAUGAAUUUCAGGAUCUUAUCAGAAUGAUUAGUAAGGUGUCUAUGUACAUAUGUGUGAGUGAAGGAAAUAAGGUAGAAUUUAUAGUUUUUACUAUUUCAUGAAUAUGAAACACCUGUGUAAAAAAGCAAUCACGAGUUCCCAGCACAGGGAACAGGAAAACUGUAUAACAAUUUUUUUUUGUACAAUAAAAUGGUAUCAAGGGGAAAUACUGAAUUAAUAGGGACCCCUCAAACCCCAUUCUAUCUAAUGGCUUCAAAGCAGUGGCAUGGAUCAUUUGUUAAAGUUGAGAACAGAAUUCUGUGUCACUUGAGGAGGAAAUUGCGAGGGCUGGCACCAGGUACAUCAUUUACCCACCUAAUCAGAGGAAACUGAGAACGACUCCGAACCACGUUUGUUCAAGUUCAUCACUGUUAUUGUAGGGCGUGGCCCUCGCACACAAAUGGUAGGGCAGCUGGCGUAAGUAACUAGGAUUAGACUCACGCUGGCAUAACCAAACCCGUUUCUCAGUUUCCUCAUGUGGUCCAGUCAUCACGGCUAUAACAAUGCCAGCACCCAAUCUGUGCCCCUCCUCACACGUCUCCCCCAGGAACACCCACCCAGUAAAAGGCCAGGGACCUGGGUCUCAGUCUUGGGGCACCGAAGUUCCUUCAGUUCCCUGGGGCUGAUGGAUCUGCCCUCCCCCAGCCACCUCUACUCCUCCAGCCCUGUGGCUUGUCCUUGCCUCUGUUACCUGUGUCCCUUGACCGGAGUGUCCCUAUGUCGAGUUCUCCGUAUUGUGCUUAAAGGCUGAGCAGGCCCGGGGGGUGGGGGGCAAAGGGAGCUCACCUUCUUUAGUAUCCCUGUCAAUCCCCCUCUCCAUCAACACACGAACAGUCUUAACUCACACAGAAUUUUCUUCAGGGCUGGUCUUUUGGGUGGAGUCUAUUUAGCUUGUCAGCAGGAAUGAAUUUCUAUCUGUCAACAUUGCCUGUCCCCAGUCUUUUCUUUCUUCAUUGUUGAAGGGAGAAGAAGACAGGGGGUGUCUCUGGAAAUGGGAAAGCCCAGGUACCUGAUUCAGAGUGCGGGAAAAGGAGGUGAUUCCAUUUCAGGACAGGCAGGCAAGGCCAGAGCGGGGACAGCCACAUGGGUGGACACACCAGUGAGCCUUCUGCUUGCAGGCAGCAGCCAAGCUUUGAGGUUCCCCGUGGGAGCCCUCACACCCGAGAACAGGGAAUGCAUGUGCAAACCCCGCCCAGGACGGGACCUGGCAGAGUGGCUGUCUCCUCUAUAGGACUGAGUUCCUGAAGGCAGAGACGCUCGCUGUGUAUCUCGCAGGGCCCAGUACAGGGAAGAAACUGUAACUGAACAAACGUGUUGAAUUGGAGAGAGCAAAGGAAUGGCUGCUGUGCCACGAAGUGGGUAUGGGGGGGGAAGCAGACCCCUGUCAGCCUUGCAGGGGCAAGAAGUGAAAGUAGGUCACUUCUGUUGGAAAUCAUGUAAUGUAUGUUCUACACAAGUCUCUAUUUGUACCCGCCUUUAUUUAUUUGUGCCUGUCUUGACUCAGGCACAUGCUUCUUACUCUCCAAAACCUGCAGGACUUUCUGUAGACUGUACUAUGCUGAUUCUUAACUGCACCAAACAACUGUAUUAAAUAUGCUCUUGUUUACCUUAAA